Molecule: messenger RNA, 1579 nt
Organism: Mytilus trossulus (common blue mussel)
Lineage: Eukaryota; Metazoa; Mollusca; Bivalvia; Mytilida; Mytilidae
Product: protein sll1483-like
Exons: 5
Coding region: 247-1134 (295 amino acids)
Biological process (GO): cell adhesion; extracellular matrix organization
Cellular component (GO): extracellular matrix
Molecular function (GO): cell adhesion molecule binding
Source: RefSeq, a predicted model, not a curated record
ACUAGAAACCGGAAUGACAUCAAGUACCUGUAUGUACACAGAAUUAUAAAUGUUAAAUAACCGCCAUUUGAACCUUCUUCAUUUUAACCUUGAACACGGGUGUGAACCACGUGAUUAAACAUUUUAUAUAACUUUUACUAUACACCCAACCGUAACAGCCAGCUGCUAUUUUCUAGAACCUUGCUCAAUAGUAGGUAGCUUAUUUCUAGCUUGUGAUUAAAACUGAGCUGCUUUAGGAGUAUCAACAUGAAAUACUCGUACAUUUUGCUGUUGAGUGUAAUCACUGGAUGUUUAUGUGAGGAUAAUAUUGUCCAAUUGGCACAAAAGCUGGGAGCAAAUACGUUAGUGCAACUGGUCAAGGCCGCCGGUCUAGCUGACGUUCUAUCAUCAGCAGGUCCGUUUACAGUAUUUGGUCCAACUGACGAGGCAUUCGCUAGUCUACCACCUGGUGUUGUAGAUAGUUUGAAAAAAGACCACAAACUUCUAGCUCAAGUAUUGGAGUUUCACGUUCUCAAAGGAAGCGUAUUUUCUAACCAAAUAAAAGAUGAAGGGAUUGUUCCAACGCUGAAUCCAGCUGCCAGUAUUAGAACUAACAUAUAUCCAUGGUUUGAACCAAAGUUGGUCACUGCUACAGGAAGUCCAGUAGUAUUAGCUGACCAAAAGGCAUCAAACGGAGUGAUACACGUUAUAAGUAGAGUUAUGUUUCCUCUCCCAACAGAAAACCUUGUAGCUACUGUGGCUAAAAAUAAAGAUUUAAUGACUUUGGUAAAAGCUGUUACUUUAGCCAAACUGGCCAAGACAUUGUCCGGUCCAGAUCCAUACACAUUGUUUGCACCAACAAACGAAGCCUUUGAGAAGUUACCUGCUGGAUUCCUUGAAAAGUUGUCGAAGAAUAUCACAGCUCUGACAGAAGUCUUAACAUACCACGUGAUACCACUGACCUAUUACAGCGCAGGACUUAAAAACCUAUCGGUUAAGACUGUGGAGGGAAACAAUGUAACAAUCAGAGUCAGUCCAGAUGGAGUAAAGAUAAACCAAGCAAGAGUGAUUAUAGCAGAUCAGUCUGUAUCAAACGGCGUCUUCCAUGUAAUUGAUUCUGUCCUGUGCCCUCCUGAAGUAUGCACGUCUCUGUAGUUUUACUUAUCAGAACUUAGCGAACAGAAUAGUACAUCAAAAAGUCUACCAUAAUACUUCUACAUGCUGAACAUAUGUAUUCGGAACAUUCAGGGGUUAUUGCUGUAAUACCUCUACUUUCGGAACAUUCAGUGGUUAUCACCGUUAUACCUCUACAUGCUGAACAAAUAUGUUCGGAACAUCCAGGGCUUAUUACCGUAAUACCUUUACGUACUGUAUAUAUCUGUUCGGAACAUUCAGUUGCUAUCACUGUUUUACCUCAAUAUGAUGUGCAUGAUUAUUCAUGUCUAUUAUAUUAAACUGCAGAAUCUCAUGAUCAGAACACAUAUUUGUCAACAAUCUCUAAGUAAUUUUUUUGGUAAUUAUUCUCAUUGUUGUUACAUAUUUCGUUUCGUUUUGUAUAUGAUCUUGAUAUAUUUUAUUUUUUUGUGCGUCCUGUAUAAUA